AUGGCUAAAAUUUCUGUGGAGCCUAAAUUUACUUUGAGACUUAUUGUUGAUGAAGAGAAAAAGAAAGUUGUUUUGGCUGAGGCUUGUAGAGAUUUUGUUGAUGUGCUCUUUAGCCUUCUGACACUGCCAAUGGGCACCAUUAUCAGAUUGCUUAAGAUUCAUCGAAAAUCUGAGAUUGGUUGUUUUACUAACCUCUAUAAAAGUGUUGUGGACAUGAGCAUUGAUGAUUUUGAGACCGAAACUUGUAAGCAGAUGCUCCUUUAUCCAAGAAGUGUAAGGGAGGUCCAGUGCAAUCGGCUUAAGGUCAACAUAAACCCUACUCAGGACAUCAAGUGCUUUCAGUGCUCAAGAUACUGCAGCUUUUUCAGCAAUUUUAGCACUUCUCGAUGUCGUUGCGGAGCCUUGACAAGCAAGGAGAUUCAGUUGGAAAAUGAAGAACUUCUUGCAGGCCAAACUGAUGAUGCUAAUGGAGUAUUUGUCAAUGGUAGGUGUUCAUUCAUCAUUACCGAUGACUUGAAAGUGGCAGUCAUCAUUACCGAUGAUUUCAAGAUGCAAUUGCCAAGUAUCAUCACUCAACAACCUCCGGUUUACUACCGUUACAGGCUUUACAGUUCAAAUCAAGUGGAGUAUGGUCUGACUACAAACGGUAAUCGAACUACUAAUUAUCACAAAGACGGAAUAGUUAAGGUGAAUUUGAUGGAUCCAAAAUCCAGUGGCAAGGAUCAGUCAAGGCGUUGUUACGGGUUCUUGAAGAAAGCAACAAAGUUUACGGUAUUAGAUGAUCUGACUAUUACAUCUAUGAACUCAUGUUCAACAGUUUGUUUACUGAAGAAGUUGCAGAGUCAUGCAGACAAUCUUGAGGUGCAAGUAAUUAGCAUCACCAAAACAGAGGCUUUGAAUUUGCUGAGAGCUUCAUUGGUGACAUCGUCUGCUUUGAGCACUGCUUUAUGGAGUUUGAUUGCUAAGAAACCAAAGGAGGAGACAGAUUUAUGCAACCCGGUUUCAAAGAAGCUAAAGGAAGUGACUUAA
Messenger RNA from Arabis nemorensis, 1029 nucleotides. NCBI's taxonomy places the organism in Eukaryota, Viridiplantae, Streptophyta, Magnoliopsida, Brassicales, Brassicaceae. The record is from the annotation of a GenBank genome assembly.